UCUCUUCAUGUGCUUCUGUCUUGACUCCUUUUGAGUCUCUUUAGUUAAAGUUUCCUUGUCUCCCUGUGUGCACGUGAUUUACUGUGUUAUUAUAUUCAAUAUGAAAUUAUUUAAUAAAUACAGCUCGGAAGAUGAAGGCAGCGAUGCAGAAAUGUCUACAAAGCCUGCGGUGAAUUCGGAAGAAUCUGAGCAUUCUGCCGAUGAGGGUGAGGAAGAGGUGGAAGAGGAGGAGGAGGUAGAGGAGGAAGAAAAAGCGGAGCCGGUGGAAAUGGACACCGACAAUUCGGAAACGGCAGACGAGGAGGAAAUUCCAGCGGGAUCUGGACAUCCAUAUCCGACACCGCCACCAGAUGCGAUUGCCAAUAUGUCGUUGGGAAAUGGAGUUAAAAAGAUCCACAUUGAAAAUGUAAAGGCGAAGAAGGAAAAACAACCAAAAACAAAAAUGGCGUCGACAAAAAAAGUGAUGGCAACUGAGCAAGUCAAAGCAAUAAAGAAGAGCACAAUUUCCAUAGCUAUGUCUGCCAUUGAAGCGUUGUCCGAUCGCUCCGGCUCCUCAGUACAAGCUAUAGUUAAAUACAUUAAAUCUACCGAUUACGAAGUGACCGAUGAACGACGCUUUUCCAAGCUCGUGCUUAAAGCUCUCAAGGCGGCUGUGAUCAAGGGCGACCUUACACAGGUGAAGCGUUCCUUUAAGCUUUCGGAGGCUGCGAAGAACAAGUCGAAGGCAUUAGAAAAAAUGAAGGCGAAAAUGGAAAAGAAGCGUGAAAAAGAAGUGGAAAAAGAGAAACUAAAGAAGGCAGCGAUAAAGCCAAAGGCAACAGCAAAGGUGAAGACUGUGAAGACAAAGCCGUCGGAGCGAAAAACUAAGCCCAGCAAAAAGGCCACAAAAGGCGAUCCAAAGCUGGCUACAGUCGCGGGAAAUGCCAAGGCGACAGCAGCUGCCGAAGCUCAGGCUGCACUCGAUGAGCCUCAAGAGUCCCCGCAAAGCGCGAAGCCAAAGAAACCGACCAAAGAUCCAGUAAAAAAGGCAACCAAUUCUAAGGCAAAGCCGGCUCGCAAAUCGAUUGGCACGCUGACACAGCCUAAAGGCAAGCAGAAGGUGGCAGCCAAAUCGAUUAAAAAGCUGGUCGCAGCAAAAAGCAUCGAUCAAUUUAAUGAUGAAACCGAAACUGCUGAAUACACAGAUAUGGAGGCAGCCGAUUCGUCAACACCGCUGGCUUCUGGCAAACAGAAACGCAAGGGACGGGCAGUAAAGUAACUCAACUAAUUUAUUUUUUACAUGUUUUAUUUUCAAUUAUUUUAUGUUAUUUUAAUGUAUUAUUUCAUUCUAAAUGUAUUCUGUUAAAUGUAAUUCAUAUUUUAAAGUCCCAAUAUCAUUAUAUUCAAAAAUAAAGAAAAUUACUUUAAAGCUUAAA
Molecule: messenger RNA, 1415 nt
Organism: Drosophila innubila
Lineage: Eukaryota; Metazoa; Arthropoda; Insecta; Diptera; Drosophilidae
Gene: BigH1
Product: histone H1C
Exons: 2
Coding region: 101-1258 (385 amino acids)
Biological process (GO): nucleosome assembly
Cellular component (GO): nucleosome
Molecular function (GO): DNA binding
Source: RefSeq, a predicted model, not a curated record